AUGGAAUUGGAGAGUGGGAACAUUGAUAAAACAACGGAUGAUAGUUAUAAUGGAGUGAAUAACCACGAUUCAAGGGUUCAGAAUAACAAUGCAUCGACAAUCAAAUUACGGAGAUCUGGGAGGACCAAGCAUAAAAAUAACAUACCUAAUACUGAAGAACACGAAUCAGUCGAAUUUGCACCUGAAAUAACUUUACUGAGUGAUGAAGGAUUUAGGAAAGAGCGUGGUAAACAAUAUAGGACUAGACAGUUAUCGACAGCAAGUAUGGAGGACUUGCCAUUAAGUGACUUAACUAAAAUUAAAACUGAAGAUAUCGAUAAAUCACUGGUUGCUGAACUACCGGAUAGUCAAAGAUCAUCAGUUAACUCAACUGUGCCGCCCGUUCCUAAUAAUACAGGGGUCCCAACUAGUCCAAAAAUUCAAAAUACAGCACAAGGCGAUAGAAUCGGAUCUCUUCAAAAUAACCAAGCUAAUGCAAAGGUUGGUAGAAAGAGAUCGAAAAGACUACUUAGAAAUUCACAGCGUCUUUCGAAGUUAACCAAAUUGGAAAAAGUUCAAUUGAAGAAACGAGGUGUUUGUUUAAGGUGCAGAAAGGGAAAACACUCGCUUAAUAAUUGUCCAAUAUCUAUUUCAAAUAGAAACAUAUCACAUUAG
Messenger RNA from Tetrapisispora phaffii CBS 4417, 654 nucleotides. RefSeq lists its product as uncharacterized. The transcript has a single exon. Lineage: Eukaryota; Fungi; Ascomycota; Saccharomycetes; Saccharomycetales; Saccharomycetaceae. Bases 1 to 654 code for a protein of 217 amino acids. The record is from RefSeq and is a predicted model, not a curated record.